CCGAGAUAUACAUCUCGAGGCGAUACAGGCCGACGAGGAAGGGCCCGCUCCGUCUCCGUCUAUCGUCGUCGUCGUCGUCGUCGUCGUUCUCCUCCUCAAGCAGGUCCCGCACGUUCGUUCCAUCCGGCGGACGAUUUUGCCGUUAGCCGCGGUGUUCCUCUGUGCCAUAUCCCUCUCGAAACUCGAGUGCCGGGAUCGAAAGAGACCACCCGGACUGGGGGAUGCCCGGCUCCAAUCGUCCUGCGACGGCUGCGACACGCGCCGCGUGCCGUGUGCUGGCCUGCUGCUGAAUCUUCUCCCGGAAGAGAGCGCGGGUCUCCGUCUCAAAAUACUGUGCGGCGCGGCGCAGCGCAGCGCACACAUUCGCGAGCAGUCAAACACAAUCACAUUACCAGGAUGCCUCGGGUAAGGAGACAAGUGAUCCUGGAGGAUCCAGCCAGGCCAGUUACUCCAGACAUGGUGGAAACAAAAUUGUUAAAGUCUGAGUUUCUGGAUGAUGGUUCUUUAGAUGAAAUCCAACCUCCAAAAGUGGCAGAAGAAACACCAAGCCCUCAUUUACAGGAUCACCAAUACGGACAAACGCCUUGUUAUCAAAUAACAAGAAAACCCACACAACCACCACCAAGAGCUGAGAUAUCAGUUCAAGCGGUAAAAAGAAGACUGAAUUUGGAGGUAGGGACAACUGGUCCCAGCCAGUCUGCCUUCAAAACACCCAGAGGUAAACGUAGAAGAUCCGGCUCAAAUUCUUUAGCUGGUCAUACACCCACCAAAAGUAAAACUGUAGAAAGGACACGGUAUGACACAUCUUUGAGUUUGCUCACAAAAAAGUUUAUUCACUUAGUUGAAAGUAGUCAGGAUGGUGUGGUGGACUUAAAUGUAGCGUCAGAAAAGUUGGAGGUACAAAAACGUCGUAUAUACGACAUUACUAAUGUUUUAGAGGGCAUUGGUAUUUUAGAGAAGAAAAGUAAAAACAAUAUCCAGUGGAAAGGCGGUCAAUUACCGAACAAUCAGAAUGAUAUCGCUAAUCUCAGAUGGGAGGUCGCAGAUUUGGAAGCUAAGGAGAACACUCUGGAUCGAUUGAUUCACGGUGCUGAUAAGAACCUUCGCGAGCUCUGCGCGGAUAGACAAUACGCUUAUGUGACGUAUCAUGAUUUACGUUCAGUCUCAAUGUACAAAGACCAAGUUAUUAUGGCUGUGAAAGCCCCGCCGGAAGCUACCCUCCAUGUCCCACAACCGAUCAAUAACUUUGGUCAACAAAAGCUUCAAAUGCACAUGAGAUCGGAACACGGCGAGAUAGAUGUGUUUCUGUGUCCUGAGGAUUCCACAGUCAAAACAUCCUAUCCUGGGUAUGCAACAACGCAAUCUGUGCCUCAAUCAAAAGAAUCCGAUAUACCUUGUUUGCCUCCUGAAUUGUUGGCUAAUCGAGAAAGCGACAUGCGAAUCGAGCCAGUACCUUCCGAUGAGAGUUUCAUAAAUACUCGUCUGUGUACCCCCGUAACUACAGUUACCAGUAUAACAAGCAUGAAGGACGCGUUCUUAUGCGAAUCCGAUGAUUAUGGACCAAUGGGCGGUGGCAAAUUCCAACUCCAAACAGAGGACCAAAUCAGUUCAGAUCUGAGUAUUCUCGAUUUUGGAGAACAACUACUGACUUUGGAACCACCUCUCUCCGAAAACGACUACUCGUUCUCGUUAGGCACCGAGGAAGGUCUUUCGGAUCUCUUCGAUUUUAAAUUCUAGGAAUAUCAUCGCUUAUUGCACGGGCGUUCGUGUCUUUUUGGGUUGUUACUCAAACAAAUGGAACUGCUUUGUCAGUUUUAUAAUGCGCCUUCGCGUUACGUAGUGAUGAUAGUUGGCAGUUUCGUUCCGCGCGUCGAUCUUCGCGAAAAAUUGCAAACAUACAAAGACAUUUUUAUUUAUUUAUUAUUUCUUUAAGCACACCAUUUUAUAUCUGGAAUUUACUUUCCAUAUUUUUUGUAUUUAAAAGUACAAGAAGGCUUAAAAGAAUAGCAACAAAAUAGUCGAGGCCAUGUCAUAGUUUCAUAAAUUGCAUCCUGUUGAAAUCAAAGAUAUAUCACAUAGAAUGCAUUAUAUUUUUCGGUAACAGGAUUUUUUACACCGUCUGUUAUUGUAUGCUCCACAUAAAAACUAUAAAGGAAUGUUAUUGAUCUGUCUGCAUCAGAAUAUUUUAAUAUUUUACGUUUUUUUUUUGUACUCAUGUUUCAUUCUGGAAUAUUUCGUGGUUACACUAUUUUAAUUUCUUAUUGCGGACCAUAAACUCUGUGUGAAAGAGCCGAACCGCCGAGGCACAGGAUAAACAUAUCACAAUAUUGUUAAUGUGUGCUUCCGGCUUGAAAUGGUCUGCGUUGAUCACGUUUGCGGAAUGGAUUGCAAAGAUAUUAGACAAAGAGAUAGAAGAGAGAUGAAAGAGGAAGAGUGUGUGUGUGCGUGCGUGCGUGUGUGUAUGAGAGAGAAAGAAAGCAGAGAAAAGUUAAAAAGCGAAGGCGCUUUUUCGUGCAAUCUGUAAUAAUAUUGUAAAUUGUGCUAAGAGAUAGGAGAGAGCAUGUAUUUGGGAAUUCAGAGAGAGGACAGACUGUACUCGUGUCGGACAACGAUCUAAUUGCUUUUCGUAGUUGUCCAAUUGUAAAAUGAAUGAGGCGGUUAAAAUCAUCGAAUUCUUUCUGAUAUAAAGUCUUGUUUAAUGAAGAAAGGAAGAGGGGGGAAAGACGAGAUUGCGAGGAUUACUUCGUGCGCGCGAAAAAUGACUGUGUGCGUAUUAUUGAGACGCGGAUGUUUUUUUUUUUUUAAUUAUAUGCGACCUAGAGUCUAUCGUCCUUCCUUCGGACGUUGUAUGUUUUUUUUAACGGUUAUAUGUUGCCUUGUUAAUAAAUCGUUCGACAACAUAAUAGUCUUAUUUCGCGUGCUUUUGUAACUCCAACCGGUCGAAUGGCAAAUCAAGAUAAAUAAACGUUUUCCAUUUUGAAUAUAUUAUUUUAUUUUUCGUUAUUCAGUGGAAGGGAAAUUAAACGCGAAGAAUAGUAAUUGUUUUAUAACAAUAAUUAUAUUAUUAGCCGAUUAUAGGAGUCACACGCUUUGAUCAACUUUUUAUUGAAUGUCACGAAGAUGAACGUAAAGUCAAAACGUACACAUGUACAGUAAUGAAAAAAUGAGUGAAAGAUCUUAGACUAUAUUGUCAUAUUUAAAUGCGUAUUUAAUUUCAAUUCGCAACGAUCAUAUUGUCUAAGAUCCUAAGAUUUAAGGCGUAGUACUGUUCUGAACUUGAUGACGGGAUUUUUUUUUUAAAGAUAGUUUCUUGCCGGUGAACACUUGAAUACUGUCGAGUAAUGCGGUGCUGGAAUUGUUUUAUUGAGCGAGAUUCGUGUAGAGAUACCUCUUCUUGUUCCUCGAGAUCUCAAGGAUACACUGAAAAAAUUGUCUGGAAGUCCCUCAAGGAUGUACCCUAACGUACAACUUAGUGUACGUCCAAAGCCAUAGUGCCUACAAAAUAAUCAUACCCUUCUGCAAUUGUAAAUACUUUACAAAACAAUUAUACAAGUGUAAGCUCGCAUCAUAAAUGUGUGUAUGUAUGUGUACAUUACAUACACCUUACAUAUAUGCACACGCACACACACACACACACACACACUCUCACACACAUACACACGCACACCACACGCGCGCG
Trachymyrmex septentrionalis is the source of this 3679-nucleotide messenger RNA. Its product is annotated as transcription factor E2F2-like. Gene Ontology annotation, cellular component: RNA polymerase II transcription regulator complex. Gene Ontology annotation, biological process: regulation of transcription by RNA polymerase II. Gene Ontology annotation, molecular function: DNA-binding transcription factor activity, RNA polymerase II-specific; protein dimerization activity; RNA polymerase II cis-regulatory region sequence-specific DNA binding. Lineage: Eukaryota; Metazoa; Arthropoda; Insecta; Hymenoptera; Formicidae. The transcript has 8 exons. The record is from RefSeq and is a predicted model, not a curated record. Bases 397 to 1737 code for a protein of 446 amino acids.